UUAUGCAUACGCAUGCGCGACCACGUACAAUAUUCUGCCGACAACAUAACUGCCAACAGAAACAAAUACUUAAGUGCCUUUUAGCAGCAGUAGUAUUGUUGAGUAUUCGUUUCUUUACUGCAUUUAUUACGCUAUGUCGUCCGGUGGUUGGGAAUUAGUUGGAAGAAAUAAAAAGGACAAGAGCAAUGGAAAGAUUAACAAACUCACGAAAGCUGAAAAAAAGAAAUUUAUCGAGAAUGCACCAAAAGUGGAAGAUUUUUUACCCCUGAGCCAAGUGCAAAGUUUAUAUGAUAAUUUGGAAAAUAACAAAGAGAAUAAGAAACCAUCGAAGGAGAAAGAAAAUAAAACUAAAGAAAAUGAAGAGAAGAAGAAGGAACAAAAACAACAAUCAGAGAAAAAGAAGCAAGAGCCUAAGGAAAAACCUCCAAAAUCUAUAAAAGAUGCAUUAAAUAUGAUUAAUUCUGACGAGCUUUCGGAUGUCUUGACCAAUGGUCAAGCCAGGUUUCCAGAAGCACCUCUAAUUUGGCUCAAAGAUCUUGCUGCAUUUCUCAAUGUAAAAAUACCUAUUGACAAAGAAGAUGCAAUCUUCUCUGGAAAACCUAAAGAUUAUCCAUUAAACAUAGUACCUAAACCAAUUUCUUCCACUUUAGAAAAGGCUAUUGAGAUGGCAGGGAAACAGACAGCACAACUUUUUUAUGAAAAUACUCUGACUGCAAUGGCUACCGAUAUGGUAAAAGGAUCGGCCAUUGUUGGGCACAAAAUAUUUUUACAACUUCUAGCGCGUAUUAAUCCAGAGAUGACUAUUGCUAACAUUCCUAAACUGAUCACUGUGAGAAAUUCCUAUCAAAAUAGAAAAACUAUUGGGCUGUCGUUAUUGUGGGCUUUGUCCCAAGCUGGUAGAACAAACUUGGCUGUGGGUUUGAAAGUAUGGCACGAAGUAAUGUCGCCCAUGUUAGAAACAAAGAGUUAUUCUAGUUAUGUAGCACAAAUUCUUAAUGAUCUUGUUUUCGGACACGAAAACUUUCACGAUCUUAAGCUAGAACAAUAUCUUGACAUUGUUGAAGAUACAUGUUCUGGAAAGCUUAAUAUACCUGUCACUGUAGGCAGAGAGAUCAACAACAGCAUUGAAAAAUUGAGAUUAAUUCUAUUUAAAAAUAAAAAUAUAAGUUACACGAAAUUGUUUGAACUAUUAAUGGGUAAAAUUACACCAAAAAUACAUGCAAACUAUAGGGAUGAAUUAGUUAAAGCUCUUGUAGCUUGCUUGGCUACAGACUCUCUUUGUUUUUCUGUUUGGAGAUCUCUUCAUGCCAAGAAUUUGUAUCAAUCUCAUCUCAUUUUAACGUACAUUGAUGCCAAAUGGAGCACCUUGCAUACAAUUUGGAAAACAAAGUGUUUCAAAGAAACGUGUAUAAUAUUUCAAACAACUAACGAGAGGUGGAAAAAAGGCAAAGAUGAGACUCUUGCCACUAGUUGCAGUAAAAUAUGCAAGACACUACUAGUGAAAAUGACAGCUUCGUCCAAUAAGAAAUUUCCGUGGGGAAAGGGGAUCGUUUUGUUAUUAUUUCUGAUCGGUGCUGUUAUAGGUUAUGAUGUUUACCAGCAUGGUAAUCUAAAAGAAUCCAGUACGGUUAAGUUCUUGAACAGAAGCGGAUUGUUGGCGCAUGGACAAAAUGCAUGGAUCAUGGUGCAAGGAUAUUCAUCUAAAGCACUUGAAUUUAUAGAAGCUAGUUCACCAGAAUAUUACAAAGCAACUGUUGAAACAUGUAAACCGUACAUCAAAUUGGCUGGAGACUUGUAUCUUGUGAUGAAAAAUGUUUCUCUUAAAAUUUAUGACAAUGCUAUCGCAUAUACUGAAAAGAAAGGACCUAUAGUCUUACAAACGAUCGAAUAUUAUGCUCCAGGAAUGUUAGAUGAAGUUCGUUUACGGAGUUACCAAGGUCUGGAACUUGUAAAAUUUUACUCUAAUGUUUGUGGAGAGAAGUUCAUUGAAUAUUCACGUACAACAAUACAAUGGUUAGAGCAUAAUGUUUUUGUUGGCAAGCUAAGUCCAGAAAAUUUGCAAAAUUAUGCCUCAAAAGCUAUCGAUACCACGCAAACAUUGGCGAGUCAAACUUACGAUUGGGUAUAUGAGAAGGUGCAAACAUUAUCGAAAGUUCCAUGAAUGAAAUUCAUUGAAUGAUCCAACCGAUUUUUUCAGUUGAUAAAAAUCUCCUCUCACAUCUUAGCAUUUAUUUUUAUGAUUCCGAAGUUGAACGUUGCAUAUUUCCAAAUGUAUUGCGGCGGCCAUUUUACCCACCUGUGAUAUUCGAAGAAUGUAACAUGUUUCAAUGAAUCGUAACAUUUUGAAAAUCCGAAAAUUCUGUCAAAAUGUUGGUCUUUUUUUAGGUUAAUGUCUAUAUCAAGCAAAAUAAUGAUUAAAGUAAUAUAUAGAUUACUCUAUUUAGUAUCAAAUUCGUACCUAUUAUUUUGUACAUUUACUAAUAUAUUUUCAUUUAGUAUUCCUGGUAUGUGAAUUAAAUGACGAUAUAACAAGUUAAUAUGUGAAUUGAACAUAUAUUGAAUAAAGUUAUUUUUUUUGGUA
Messenger RNA from Hylaeus volcanicus, 2581 nucleotides. It is a transcript of the gene Tmem214, whose product is annotated as transmembrane protein 214-B. Gene Ontology annotation, cellular component: endoplasmic reticulum; Golgi apparatus. The transcript is spliced from 9 exons. The record is from RefSeq and is a predicted model, not a curated record. NCBI's taxonomy places the organism in Eukaryota, Metazoa, Arthropoda, Insecta, Hymenoptera, Colletidae. Bases 134 to 2161 code for a protein of 675 amino acids.